GAAAGCAUCUGGUGAGGAGUUGGCAAGUUUUCGGCAGGAGGAGUUGCCGAAUGUGUGGACCUUGAAGCAGCGUUUGGCGAGAACAUUCAAGAUCUCACGCUUCAGGCAACAGCUCUUGCACGGAACAAUUUGCUUGACGGAUGCCAGCAAGCUGGAUGAGCUCGUUGAUGUUCAGCUGGUGCUGUUAGAUUCGCAUGGGACCUCUAUGCCCGACAAGAGGGCAAUCAUGGCUGCAGCCUGCCAGGGUGAUGUGUCAGCACUUGAGGCGCUGCUUCAGCGGCGACUGGAUCCGGAUAUUGUAGCUGUUUAUUACAGAGAGGAGGAUGAGGAUGAAGAUUUCGAGUGUUCCGUCCUCCUUGAGACCCCCCUUGACAAGUCAGUUGACGGAGGCCACGUGGGAUGCACACGCCUACUGCUGGAAGCCUGUGCUGGAACAGUUACAUUCUCCGAAAUGACGCCCCUUCCACUCGUGCGAGCAUGUCGGCGAGGAAACACGGAGAUGGUGAAGCUGCUGCUUGAGUUUGCUGCUGACAUGGAUGGAGUAGACUUUACAAACGGCGCUGGGAGGUCACUGCAGUGUAUCAUGUCAAAGCCGCUGCGAUCAACAUCCCGAUUUGGCUAUGUCAACCAGAACAUGCUUGUAGAGGCCCGCGCUCGCAUCGACAGAGCCGCCCGAAACUUCGAAGAGGGUACGCCCCUGCAUGCAGCCGCGUCCAGCGGACAUUUGGAGGUUGUGCAGCUUCUGUUGGAGAGACGCGCGGACAUCAACAAGGGCACAGACGAUUACAAGGGCGGCACGCCUCUUCGAGCAGCAUCUGGCAGAGGCCACCUAGAAGUGGUUGAGCUACUGCUGAAUGCUCGCGCUGACAGCAGCAAGGGUACAUGCCCGCAGAGCUCUGGCGUCAGCUUCCAACAUGCAACACAAAGCCCCUGCGUGGAUGAGGAGACGAGGAGGCGGAUGGCGGACAUGUUCCGGGACGACCUGGGCUGGAUCAAAGAUGGGACGCCUCUCCAG
This is a messenger RNA of Symbiodinium pilosum, 1015 nucleotides long. The record is from the annotation of a GenBank genome assembly. Lineage: Eukaryota; Dinophyceae; Suessiales; Symbiodiniaceae.